Rhododendron vialii is the source of this 795-nucleotide messenger RNA. RefSeq lists its product as uncharacterized. NCBI's taxonomy places the organism in Eukaryota, Viridiplantae, Streptophyta, Magnoliopsida, Ericales, Ericaceae. The coding region runs from base 1 to 795 and encodes 264 amino acids. The transcript is spliced from 3 exons. The record is from RefSeq and is a predicted model, not a curated record.
AUGUACAGGUACAGCUUUUCCAGUACAGUAAGAUGCCACCGAGAACGCGUGCUAGAGCAGGUGAGGGCGAAAGUUGAGGUGGUCGUGGUCGUGGUCGUGGCCGCGGCCGUGGACGUGGCUGAGAGGCGCCAGUGGAGGAUGAGGGACUUCGUUGCGGCUCUUGCGGCUGCAAACCUUUUAAACAUAGCUCCUAGGGAAGGUGCAGAUAGUCGCGCCUUGUCGGCAAUGAGGGAAUUCAAUCGUAGGAAUCCACCAACGUUUGAUGGGUCGAGCAGUGACCCUCUUGUGGCCGACCAUUGGCUAGCCCAAAUCCGAAAACUUUUUAGGGCUCUUGGGAUCACGGAGGAUGACUUGCGAGUUAAUAUUGUGGUUGUUCAACUUACCGGGGAAGCGAAUGAAUGGUGGGAGUCGGUUUUAGAAUCGAGGAAGGACGCGAGGAGAGCGGCAAGGACCACGGCUCAAGCGAAUGAGCCGGAUGUGGAAAACUUAACUUGGGCCGAGUUCGAAGUGCUAUUCGAGGAGCAAUAUUUUCCCGAAACUAGUCGAGAUCAAUUGAGGGAUGAAUUCGAAAAGUUAGAACAAGGAAAUAUGACCGUGUCGGAAUACGCUUUAAAAUUCCAAUCUUUGUCCCGUUUCGCACCGGAGUUGGUGGCUACCGAGGAAAGGAAGUGUAGGCGGCUUGAGAGAGGGAUACAUGAAACCGUGAAGAAGUUUGCUGUGACACAACGCAAAGGGAAGUUUUCCGAGGUUGUAGAGUGUGCAAAGAGCAUCGAGACCCCUAAGGAAGCACCAUGA